Cryptotermes secundus is the source of this 3156-nucleotide messenger RNA. RefSeq lists its product as uncharacterized. Gene Ontology annotation, biological process: regulation of transcription by RNA polymerase II; gliogenesis. The coding region runs from base 805 to 2691 and encodes 628 amino acids. Gene Ontology annotation, molecular function: DNA-binding transcription activator activity, RNA polymerase II-specific; RNA polymerase II cis-regulatory region sequence-specific DNA binding. Lineage: Eukaryota; Metazoa; Arthropoda; Insecta; Blattodea; Kalotermitidae. The record is from RefSeq and is a predicted model, not a curated record. The transcript has 7 exons. Gene Ontology annotation, cellular component: nucleus.
GAACAUCGCGAUUUCAAAAGGAACGCAGUCUGCUUCACCGUACCGGGACUACAGGUCCUGAAUCAGUGGCCGACCCCGAAGCAAGGGUUUAAUUAUCGAACAGUGAAUCUUAAUUACACCUCGUUUAUUUUGUCUGUUAAGUUGUUUAAUAGUGGGUUCUUGACAGCCGUUCUACAGCAUGUAAUUUCUUGUCCAUUUGAAUAACUAUCGAGUGUUCGAUUCUUUGCAUAAACUGUGGUGAAUGCGAUUGCUCGUCGCGGGGACUUAGAAGGUUUCAAACGAAAGCUUCCUCUCGUCCGUCCAUGGAGGUGCAGGUUUCAAAACAGCAGGCGGCGACUUAACAAGAAGAAAGAACUAUAUAACAAUGAUCAAUCUUUAAUUACAAUUGCAGCGUCAAGUAGUUCUGCUUUGUGUGCUGUUAAGCUGCAACUUAAAUAGAACUAUCUUAGCAACAGUGAAUGGAUUUGUAUACCGGUGUUGAAAUUCUUGAAUGAAUGCGAAGUGCUGGCCUUUUUAUUUAAUUUACAUGGCAUUAGAAACAUUUUAUAUAACACGAUACAAGAAGAAGACAGAGCAAAAAAAAAAAGGUCCGAUAUAAUUUGAGAAAAAGUGAACAUCUUCAUUAUCGGAAGUAAGUGCGCCGUUAAGCGUAGCUACGUGACCAGACAGCUGUACAGUAAGCUAUUCUGCAAUGUUCAAGGUAGUGAGACGGCUCGGACAACACGUGGACAGAGAGUCCAGUAUGGGUGCAACAGUGACACAAAUGCAUCUAUAAGGAGCAGGGACUCCGGCUCACCGCCGGCUAUGAGCAACACGCACUGCAGACUGGCGCCUUCAGCAGUUGCCCCUAGACACCAGAACACGGACUGGGACAUCAACGACACCAGCAUUCCAAGGGUCAGCGAGUACAACCGGUGGGAGGAGUGGGCGGACGGACACUGCCGGUUAGUGUACCCGGCUUCCAGCGAGGAGGCAAAGCGCCACGCGUCUGGCUGGGCGAUGCGCAACACAAACAACCACAACGUUCACAUUCUCAAGAAGUCAUGUCUGGGGGUGCUGGUGUGCUCCAUGCGCUGCGCCCUACCCAACGGUGAGAAGGUGCACUUGCGACCGGCCAUCUGUGACAAGGCGCGCAAGAAGCAGCAAGGCAAGCCGUGCCCCAACCGACAGUGCUCGGGACGUCUGGAGAUCCUCGCCUGUCGAGGCCACUGCGGCUACCCCGUUACACACUUCUGGAGGCACACGGAUCACGCUAUUUUCUUCCAGGCGAAGGGAGUACAUGACCACCCUCGGCCAGAAGCCAAAUCCACUUCAGAGGCACGGCGAAGUCUGGGGGCGGGCCGUCGGGUGCGGGGGCUCGCGGUUCUCCUGGCAAGGGAGGCAGCUCUCGGCUCUAAGCUGCUGUCACUGCGAGAAGGAAAACGACCUGGCGAACUUGAUGUGGAUUCAAAUACACGACCUUUACUGUGCCCCCUGGACCCACCCCCACCACUCAUUUCAGAUGCUGAGAAAGGUUUCUCAUGCUCCUGUCCACCAUUUGAGUGCAUCUGCAGCAGGUCCCCAACGACUCAAUCCCAGCUGCAUCAUGCAACACAGUACCAGCACUCUCAUCUGGACACUUCCUGCUGGCUGCAGGAACACCUCCAGAUAAACACUUUCCCUUACCAUCAAGACGACUCCUCCACAGCUACCAACAGCUACUAUGAGGAUGGGAACACAGGCACAAAUGUGGGUCCUCAGCAAUAUGACUUUCUGCCACUAGGAGGUGAGCUGUUCCAGCCUGAGGAGAUAUUUCAGUUGGACCAGCCCCUUAAGUCACAAGACUAUGCUCCCAUCCUGCAUCAGGAUCACAACCAGAACUCUGACAUCACCAGGUCACCUCCAAUGCUGCUCGACCUGGGCAGCGGAAUCAUCCACCGCAGUCCAGUUAAGCCUGAACCAGAGCCAGCAUACUGGAUGCUGCCCCCCUCGAUAAUCACCACAGAUGAGAGCAACAGCAGCUCCAGCAGGUUCCCCACCUGUUCCCCUGACACAAGCACCAACAUAGUCACAAAUCCCAUGGAGGACAUGACCAGGGGCAUAGGUUUCAUGUCACAGUGUGACCCCGUGCUGCCACUCCAGAGUGGGACCCCACAUGAUGAUGCCAUGAAGAUCCAAUGUGCCACUGCAUCCAAAGAGACAUCGGGCCUGCUCCCAUAUGGGAUGGAGAGUGAUAGGCUCAAAAUGCAAGUACCUCCUGAUGAAAGCCAAUCCAGGAUGAUGUACUAUUCAGCAGUGAAUGAGUCCAGGGCAGAGAUGCAUCAAGUUGAGUCAAAUGCAAUCAGUAGUUACCAAUAUCAUGAUUCCUACAAGCUGCACAAUGCACAGAGCUUGAACGAAACAGCUGGCUGUGAUUCCAAGAACGAAUCAAACUAUAGGUUUAACUGUGUAGGAAGUGAGACUGUUCUUGAUACUAGACUCCAUAUUAAAGAGUCCAACUUCAACAUUCAGUGUCACAAUGAAACAGAGACUCCAAUAUCUGAUAUUCACUAUCAGUACCCAGUGGUGGAAAUGUACUGUGGGGAUGCUCCAAUGGGUAUGAACUCUGCCGAGGCAAACAUCAGGAUGCAGGAUCCCUUGGGGGAGUUCAGACUACACUGCAGUGAUGAGGGCUAUCACUCAACCACACAGUUUCCACACUUUCAGCACUGAGCACUCACCAUGUACUGUGUAUUUUAUGUUCCUAUCAGCAAUGUUUGAUUUAACUGAUUGACAAUUAAACACUGCCAUAGUCUGGCCAUAUCUGCUCAUCAUUUUUUCUCCUCUAUUUCCCCAGCAGCUCAGAAGGGUGCUAACAUGAAUAGAAGAGCCAACAUGAUUUAAUCAGUGGAGAAGGGAGCAAAUCAAACAUUUAAUUCUUACAUGGAAGAAAUUUAGUCCUAUGAUUUGCAAACUUCCUUGCCAUUUCAGAGACUUGAGGGGCAAUAGUUAUUUCACAUCCCUAUAGUUUCAAUAAAUAUAAACGCAUUUAGUUCACAACACUUGUAAUUUACACUGGCAUAAAUUCUGCAAACUUUUUCUUUGUCAUUCUUGACAUCGUAAUGCUACAUCAAGUACUGAUGGCUUAUUGUUCUCUGCCAUUUGAAAUUCGAUUAUCCAGAGAAUAUGCAAUUUCAC